GUCUCUCCAUGCAAUACACGGUUUUCUAGAGCGGGGAAAUUUCCAUGGCUCUGUUCUCAAACUUCUCCGGCUGUAUUUCAGAGUCUUUUGGAUCGAAAAAACGUGUUUGCCAAGGAGAUGUUUGUGUUCUCAGACAGCCGAUGAAAGCUGGGGGGAAGACAUUGAUGAAGAAGUGGAGGCAGAGGGUUUGAAUUUCUUUGGCUUGUGUUUCUUUGAGAAGGUUUCAUGCCUUCAAAUGCCUUGCAAUUAAACAUCAUGGAUGAUGGCUUAUGCUCAUUUCAGUUUUUUGUAUCCCUUGUCAAUUUGAUUCAACGGGGAGAUGUAGAUGUUUCCGCAUGUUGAUCGUUGUUUCUGAUUUGAUGUUUCCAGUUGCCAAAUCAUGCAGGAAAGAAUGUAAACUUCUUCAUUGUAUCAUCUAAAUCAUAAAAUGGUCUUUCUCAC
This is a messenger RNA of Rubroshorea leprosula, 441 nucleotides long. The record is from the annotation of a GenBank genome assembly. Lineage: Eukaryota; Viridiplantae; Streptophyta; Magnoliopsida; Malvales; Dipterocarpaceae.